AUGAAUCAGAGCCAGCGAUUGGUAGGUGUUCAGCCAGCAGUUUGCGUCCAGCAGUUUGCGUCCAACAGAGCUGAGGAUUCGACGUAUUUAGAAUUGGUGAAGAUGAAUCAGAGGAAAGAAGAAACGCUGAAGGAUUUCAUGGAUCGCUUCAAUAAAAUGGUGCGUCAAGUUAGAGACGUGGGACCGAAAUAUAUCUUGAGAAGUUUGACCACCGCACUUAAGCCAAGGCCGUUUGCUGACAGCCUUUAUGCUGAACCACCACAGACAAUGGGGGAACUGCAGAAUAGGGAUACUCAGUUCAUCCGGGUGGAAGAGAUGAGGGCUUUCCAGAAGAGUCAAAAGGAGGUGGUAAUGCAGCCCGCAGGUCAUAAAUUCGAUCGGAAGGAGAAACGAAAGAUGCUAGGAUUAGAGGGGAGACAAGGAGGUCGGUACGAACAACAAAAAGGGCAAAAGUAUAGCAAUUAUAUGUCGCUAGGGGUACCCCGUACCAAGAUAUUCGAAGAGGCGAUGCAAACCGAACAACGUCCUCCCAAGCCACAGAAAAACAAUCCGAACGGUGAUAAAGGCCUGUAUUGCAGGUAUCACAAGGUUGUUGGUCAUAGCACAGAAGAGUGCCACGCUCUGAAGGAUAAAAUUGAGGAGUUAAUAAGGUCGGGACAGUUGAAAAAAUAUGUACGAAGUGACACCCGAAGAAGGUCGCCCGGAAGAGAUCGUCAUACAAAUAAGAAGGAUGCACGUCGGAGCAGGAGUAUGAGUGUGGAAAGGCCUCUUAAGGGUCAUAUCAAUACUAUUUUAGGAGGCUUCGCGGGAGGAGGUUCAACCUCUUCGGCAAGGAAGAGACAUUUGAGGGGGUUGAGGAGUGUGAAUAGCAUAUAG
This is a messenger RNA of Vigna umbellata (rice bean), 876 nucleotides long. NCBI's taxonomy places the organism in Eukaryota, Viridiplantae, Streptophyta, Magnoliopsida, Fabales, Fabaceae. The record is from RefSeq and is a predicted model, not a curated record.